AUGCCACAACAACUAGAGCAGAGAGCUUGCAGAGCAUCCUUGCACGCUCCGGCUUCGCCACCUCCGGAAAACGCAACGGGCCGAAUACCUGCAAGCUUUGCUGCCUCUUUCCUGUACCAAGGAGAUGGCAGAGUGAGACAUCCCAACAUGUCAUCGUGUAGCACAUCAGAGGCGUCUUCUUCUCUACCAAAUACACUGAGAAGAAGCCCGCGAGCCAAGCAAUUGAGCCAUACAGACCUGUGUUUGGCCUUUUCGCCGGAGGACGACCAGAGCGACAAGGCAUCCCGGGUUGGCAGCAAUGUCUCUUUCUCCAAGAGACGCAUGAACGACAACCGAGAAGUGACCUCGUUAGACAUCCAAGCUUCGCGAGGCUCGGACGGUCAGAAGAAGGUCACGUCCCGAAAGAGGAUCCGACGCACAAGAGACGAUCCCAACUCAGCGUCAGGAAGCAUUUAUGCUCACUUGCAAGCUGUACCAGAUCUAUUCGCUGAGCGCAACGACAUCAUGCUGUGCGGUAUCAACCCAGGCGUCAAAUCUUCCUCUUCAGGCCAUCACUUUGCGCACCGGUCGAAUCACUUUUAUCCGUCCCUUCAUCUGGCUGGCAUCACGUCCCGGCGGAUGAAGCCCGAACAAGACGUCGAAUUCCCCUUUCUGCGACCCUAUUCCCUCGGUCUAACCAACCUAGCGCCGAGACCAACAGCAGAAGGCAACGAGCUGCUCCCUAGUGAGCUCAUCGAUGGCGUGCCCGUUCUCCUCGAAAAGAUCCUUAAAUGGAAGAGUGGUUCCCAGACUCAGUCGUGUUUCGUCAGUGAAAGGGUCUCAAGCAUGCACGUGCGCAUUCGCAGCGAGUCGUCUCGAACUGAAACGUUCUAUUCACGACCUGUGUCCCCUAGGGCAAGGCCCAAUCCUGAGCACAGUGUCAAGCUUGAGUACGACGACACGAGUCUAGAUGCGACUCCAACCAAAGUAACAAGCAGCGAGCACGCUGCGCAAGCAUGGCUACAAGUGUCCAUCCCUGCAGAUGUCCUUUGUGCAUAUACCGCACCCAUAGGUGAGAGAAAAGACGUCAAGCCGAGGGAAAAAGGUCUGCACCCAAGCACGAAGAAGCAACUCUACACAAAGGGCAAAUCGAAGGAUGAUGCCGGAUAUGGCGUCCUGCCGCUCUGCGUACCCCACUCCACCCCAAGUCGUGGAAGCUCUCUUACUCUUGACCAAGUAUCUCUCCUCUUCGUAUCGCCGUCCAGUUCAGCACGCGUAACGACACAUUUCCUCGACGAUAAGGCACGCAUCCUGGCCAGCCUUCGACGGCUGAUAGAGCAUCUUCAAGCAUCUAGCAUCACGGACGCUCCGCCUUCGAACGGCCAUUUUGAGUUUACAUUGGGAAACGGUAGUGACGGAAAACACGACAAGCUCGAAUCAGAUACAACCGGUGCCAACGAAUCGUCACAUCUGCUACCGCAACCAGAAGCGACAAAGACGAUUUACCUGGAAAUCGUGGACUUGUCACGAUUCUCACUUGGCGCUGUCGACGCUUGA
Molecule: messenger RNA, 1536 nt
Organism: Mycosarcoma maydis (corn smut)
Lineage: Eukaryota; Fungi; Basidiomycota; Ustilaginomycetes; Ustilaginales
Exons: 2
Coding region: 1-1536 (511 amino acids)
Biological process (GO): base-excision repair, AP site formation
Molecular function (GO): mismatch base pair DNA N-glycosylase activity
Source: RefSeq, a predicted model, not a curated record